Molecule: messenger RNA, 2360 nt
Organism: Ceraceosorus bombacis
Lineage: Eukaryota; Fungi; Basidiomycota; Exobasidiomycetes; Ceraceosorales; Ceraceosoraceae
Source: the annotation of a GenBank genome assembly
AUGCCGGACCUUGUCGCCUCGAUCGACGCCGGUGAGUAGUGUGAAGCCAUGAAGUGCACAGGUCCAGAUGGGGAAAAGCUUUCCAAAGGGCAUACGUGAUCCUGACAGGGGCUCAUGCUCAUCGAUCUGCGUUUGUCUGCGCAGGGACCACCUCGGUCCGCUUCAUGAUUUUCAACGAAUUCGCGGAAGUACAAGCUUCUCACGGCUUGGAGUUCACGCAGUAUUUUGAUCACCCAGGAUGGCAAGAUCAAGAUGCGCACGAGAUCGUGGACAAGGUGCUGGAGUGCGUAGAUCAGGCCAUCAAGAAGCUCGAGCAGAAGGGCGGCAAGGCAAGCGACAUCAAGGUUGUCGGCAUCACCAACCAGAGAGAGACUACUGUUGUGUGGAGCAAGACUACUGGGAAAGCAUUGACCCGAGCAAUCGCAUGGCCUGACACCAGGACGACCCACACUGUCAGGCAACUUGCGGAAAAGAGCGACAAAGGCACAGAUGCAGUAAAGCUCGAGACUGGUCUCCCGCUGUGUGAGUGUAUGCAGUCUUCUUGAUGAUCAAACGACUCAGGGGCAGACAAGUAGGGCUUCCAAGACUAAGAAGGGGAUUUGCAUCGCAAGAGCUCUCAAGGAUCUCUGUGGCUCAGAUCAGGAAGAGGAACAUGGCUUUGCAGAAUGCGCCCGCUUGAUCACUGGGUGCUCACGUUGUACUGAUACCGUCUUGCGCGUUCUGCAGCUACCUACUUCGCAGCUCUCAAGCUCAGAUGGAUGCUCGACAACAUUCCAGAGGUCAAGAAGGCGCAUGAUGAAGGAGACAUGCUCUUUGGCACAGUGGACUGCUGGCUGCUGUAUGUGAGUCGAUUUCAAGCAGAUAGUGGGCGGUUCUUGCAAUAUGCUGAUGCACUGCGUGGUCGCCCCUCCUUUCAUCAGAAUCUGACUGGUGGAGAGGUGCAUCUUACAGAUGCUUCGAACGCCUCUCGCACAAUGUUCAUGGAUCUGCGGAAACAAACUUGGGACCCUAAGCUCUGUGACUUCUUUGGCAUCAAGAUGGAGAUUUUGCCAGAGAUCAAAAGCUCUUCUGAAGUUUACGGAAAGGUGAAAGGUGGAGCUCUGGAUGGUGUGGAGAUUGCUGGUAUUGUAGGAGAUCAGGUGAGCGUCGCAGCGUGACCUCUUCCGCGGAUCGCCGUCAGCCUGACUCUGACCUUCCCAAUCACUCUGGAAGAUGGCUGCUCUGAUCGGGCAAAAGGCUUUAUCGCCAGGAGAAGCGAAGAAUACGUAUGGUGAGCAGAGCACGCCAGGGCCAUAGUCUGCAUGUCGAUUAAUUCUAUUUUGCUUGCGCACGCAAGGUACCGGGGCCUUCCUCCUAUACAACACUGGCACCAAAGUAGUCGACUCGAAGAACGGGCUGCUCUCGACCAUUGCAUACAAAGCUGGACCCAAUGCAGAGCCUGUAUACGCUCUGGAAGGAUCAAUCGCGGUGUGCGGCAGCGGCAUCAAGUGGUUGCGCGAUCAAUUGGGCUUGAUCAAGGAAGCGUCAGAAGUGGGCGACCUGGCUUCACAGGUUGAGGACUCGGGAGGUGUCUACUUCGUGACAGCCUUUUCGGGCUUGCUGUGCCCUUACUGGGACGACUGCGCUAGCGGAAUGAUCAUUGUGAGUCGCUUCUGCUCACUCACCACAGCGAAGGAGUGGUCUACUGACUCGUGACAUCGACGCACUUUUCGCAAGGGUAUGACGGGAUACACCGACAAGCGUCACUUUGCCAGGGCCACGAUUGAGGCGGCAUGCUACCAGACGCAAGCUGUGCUUGCAGCUUGCGAACGGGACUCGGGUGUUCCUCUCGCCAGUCUGCAGGUCGACGGAGGCAUGACAAAGUGAGUAGUGCAUUAGCGCCACGAUUGCUACAUCUUUAUCCUGACACCUGCUUCGACACAGCUCCGACGUUGCUAUGCAGAUUCAGGCAGACAUUCUGGGCCUGACUGUCGAGCGACCAGAGAUGAGAGAGUAAGUUCCUAUGCGAAUAUCUCAGUCCGGCCCGCGUGCGAUCCCGCUCAAUAGUCGUUCCCUGAUGAUCUAGGACAACGGCGCUAGGCUCGGCGCUUCUGGCUGGAGCAGCCAAAGGCUUGUUUGGUUGGGAUAUCAGCAAACCGGAGACCUUGUCCAAGGUAAGCUGUCUGCGCUCUCGCGUUAGCACUGGCCAGCUCGGCUUGGGGCUAACUCGUCCUAUGACCACUUCUUUCUUCGCUGCUCAGGUCAAUGCGAAGGGAAAGCAGGCGUUCAAGCCCACGAUUUCAGAGGAGAAAAGAAAGGAACUGCUGCACGGCUGGGAGAGAGCAGUGGAGCGAAGUCGAGGAUGGCUCGAGAACCCUUGA